Messenger RNA from Trichoderma harzianum CBS 226.95, 1624 nucleotides. RefSeq lists its product as hypothetical. Bases 74 to 1204 code for a protein of 376 amino acids. The record is from RefSeq and is a predicted model, not a curated record. Gene Ontology annotation, cellular component: membrane. Lineage: Eukaryota; Fungi; Ascomycota; Sordariomycetes; Hypocreales; Hypocreaceae. The transcript has 3 exons.
AACUUACCACAUGCGUUGCCCAUAACAUCUACAAACUCGCCCGUGGGACGAAACAGCGCAUCCUCGUCGCAUCAUGAAGCCCGUCAUUGCCGUUCCAGCAAUCGCAGCCCUUGUGCUGAGGGCCUGGAAGAAGAAGUCUCUAACCCCCGCAGGUCUAGUAGCUGCUACAGUCACAGCUAUUGCACACGCCUAUCACCCGUGGAAUCUUCCCUUUGUCCUCCUGGUUGUCUUCUUUUUGGCCGGCACGCGAGUCACGCAUGUCAAGGAAAAUGUCAAGGCCUCUCUCACAGUGAGUGCAAAGGGAACCUCAGGCGGCGAGGGCCCCCGAACACAUGUUCAAGUCUUUGCCAAUUCGCUCGUGGCAUCCAUCUUGUCUGUGCUCCACGCCAGGCAGCUCCACGCUCGAGCUGCUGCCUUCAAGACUCCAGGUGCUCCGGAACCGAAUGGAUCAAUGUGCUACUCAUGGGGAGGCGAUCUCUUCAUCGUCGGUAUCAUUGCCAACUACGCUGCGGUUGCGGCUGACACGUUCAGUUCGGAGCUGGGCAUCCUGUCCAAAAGCGAACCCCGCCUCAUUACGUCGCUUACGCUGCGAAAGGUGCCCCGCGGCACAAAUGGCGGGGUGACGUUGUUGGGUUUAGGAGCUGGACUUCUUGGAUCUCUUACAAUUGUCACGUCUUCUAUGCUAUUCUUGCCAGUCUGCAACGAAUUAACCGUUUCGAAGCGCGGAGGUGGUGACCCCUGGACGGCAGACAACAGGCGGCUAUUUAUGGGUUUCCUGGUCUUGUGGGGUACCCUCGGCAGCGUCUUGGACAGCUUUCUCGGAGCCAUCUUCCAACGUUCCGUGAAGGAUGUGCGGACCGGAAAGAUUGUCGAAGGUGAUGGUGGCUCUCGAGUGCUAGUCUCUAGCGAAGCCGAGGGCUCAGAGAAGCGGGCUGAUAUCAAGGCUUCAUUGCAACACGCAGGGGGUGCGAGUGAAUCCGCUGUUGAUGAGUCAAGUGAAACCACUGACAAGUUCGACCCCAAGAACAAACACCGGAAACCUAGCUUUGGUGACGAGCAGCCCUCUCGUGUAGUCGAAAAUGGCUGGGACUUGCUCGACAACAAUGAUGUCAACUUUCUCAUGGCCGUAACCAUGAGCGUCAGUGGAAUGGCGGUAGCCAGCUGGUACUGGGGGCUUCCUUGGCAGAGCCUUCUGACCCCAUGAGGUGAGCAAGAUGGAAAGGGUUGGCCAUACAAAUUGGCGAUGCGCCUUGUGCUUCCUCUGCUGGGCACAUGGCACUGGGUGUAAUAUCAGAAUGUGUGUAGCACUGAUGAAGACCAGCCAGAUGAGGGUUUUCAUAACCUAAUACAUAUAUUAGAGAUGCCUUGCCUAAUUACUCUCACCAAGAUGAUCUGAAGUACGCCACGAUGCUAAGAGAAAAGGUGAACAAUGAGGAAGAGGAAAUCCAAGUACCUAUGUUUAAUCCUUGCUCAUUGUCCAAGUUUGAGAAUGAAGCCUGCUAGAUGGGUGCACUUGAUUGGCUCGGACACGGCUCGCGACGGUUAUUACAGACGAACAAAGAGCAGGGUCGGUCGGUAAAACGGUAAAAGACGGGUUGUCGCGCAUGUUUAAAUUGAAGAGUGU